Chenopodium quinoa (quinoa) is the source of this 1653-nucleotide messenger RNA. Its product is annotated as LOB domain-containing protein 42-like. Gene Ontology annotation, biological process: regulation of gene expression. Bases 370 to 1392 code for a protein of 340 amino acids. Lineage: Eukaryota; Viridiplantae; Streptophyta; Magnoliopsida; Caryophyllales; Amaranthaceae. The record is from RefSeq and is a predicted model, not a curated record. The transcript has 2 exons.
CUAGUCAAAGUAUAAUUUAUGAAUAGUGUAAAAGUCAAAGUGUAUAAAAAAAAACGAGGAAAUAUUCAUCUGAAAUUCAUAUUUUUAAAUUAUAAGAAUUAUCAUUUUAUAUUUAGGUACAUGUAAAAUGACCAACUAUUCAUAAAAAAAUAAUAAUAAAAUAAAUAAAAAAAACCCAACUAUUUAGGUAAGAAGGUUGCACAAGAAGAUGACAGACUAUAGUAGUAAUAGUACAGUACUAUACACACAAAGUUGUACCAUGUAAUAAUAUUAAAAAAUGAAGGGCAAUUAAAUAGAAAGACAAUCCUCCCAACAUUGAGGCUUGUACACUUGGAAGUUGGAAGGUAGACAAUCGUUAAAACUUUCCAAAUGAGCACAAUGAGAAAAGAAAUUUUUUUAGCAAACAACCAAAAACUAGUAAAGCUUCAAGACUUUUUAAUCCAGGUUUUCUUCCACAAAAGCACAUUAUUCUUCCUGUGGGCUAUGAGCCUUAAACUAAAACCACGCAAAUCUCACUUCCUUAAACCCUUCACAUUUUUUUUCGUUGCUUAUAAAUACUAUAUUCUCUCUUUCAUCUUUUGCUUCAUUCAUUCUUGUUGUUUACAUAAUCUCUCUUUUCUUACUUCUCUCUUGUGUAAACAUCCAACAAUCAUGAGAACUAGCUGCAAUGGGUGUAGAAUUCUCCGCAAAGGUUGUAACGACGAUUGCGUCAUUCGCCCUUGCCUUAAUUGGAUGAUGUCUGGUGAUGCCCAAUCCAAUGCUACUCUUUUCCUUGCUAAAUUUUAUGGCCGUGCCGGUCUUCUCAACCUCCUCAAUGCUGGCGCCGAGCACCUUCGCCCCGCAAUAUUCCAGUCAUUGUUAUACGAGGCAUGUGGGAGGGUGGUAGACCCAAUAUAUGGCUCAGUUGGUUUAUUAUACUCUGGUCAGUGGCGCCACUGUCAGCUUGCCGUUGAUGCUGUUCUCAAGGGUCUGCCUAUCAUGCAACUUUCUCCUCCGUCUAAUAAUCAUGCUAUUUCAUCCGAUGGUCCUCCUCUUCCACCUCAGCAAGUCCUUCAUCUGCCUCCUCUCAAGCUCUACGAUAUUCGCCACAUGUCGUCCUCUAAGGACUCUCCUACCGUACCUGCUACAUUCGUUGUCCCUACUGGGCCCCGCCUCAAGCGACGCCCUCGAGGGCCUCGUGCCCCCACUUUUCAGGCUGACCAGCUUUCAAUAAAUGGUGGUAAUGGUAAUGAUGCUAGUGGUGAUGUUCAAAGUUUUGAAAAGCUCAGUAUGUUUUCUAAUGAGUCAACCGAAGGAUCGGUAUCUGGUCAAAUAGAUGGUGACAAUGAGGUGCAAUUAGACCUUACUUUAGGGUUCAAUAAUAACAUGAAGUACGGGAAAAUGACGUACUAAAUAUAUAUCAUAUAUAAUUAUAUAUUAUAUAAACUAUAGUUUCGAUAAAUAUAAAUUUUGUCAUGUAAUAAUUUCUCAAGGGAGAAAAAGAAAAAAGAGACAUGCGGAUAUGGUGGUAGCUAAGAUGUGACGAUGAUUCACAUUUAUAAAAUUAAGAAACAUUUAGGGAUGAUGAUUCAUGUGUUUGUCACGUGGAUAUUUUGACGGCUCAUAGCUAAAGAGAACAAUGAAACGUAACAUGUUAUUUAAACGUGUUCCGUG